AUGUUUGUCCUGCGGAAUGUCGGCAAGCUGAUCUUCGGCUCCAGCGCCCAGGAGUCCCUCAUAGAGCUACCCCAAGGCCAGCUCUACCUCGUCCGCCCCCUCUCCCCCAAGGGCUACUCGGAACUCAUCUUCAAGGACGCCGCCAUCCGCAUCCGUCGCACAAAUCAAGAUUUCCAUUACCAGCUCGUCGUCCAGCGUGCCUUUGAGGAGGGUGAAGAGGAGCUGCUCGCCGAAGAAGAGGGUGAUGACGCCGAGAUUGACGCCCUGGCCAGCGAGCGCGACGAAAAGACCUUUUUGCUAGACGAGGCUCUGCAUUUUCGCAUAGAGACCCGCGACGGCGGCGAUAGCGUCAUUGCCUGGCGCGAUCUUAGUGGUGACACCGGCGACGUCUACGAGUUUGUCUGUGACGCGGCCCUCCCUGCCAACCAGCUCCAGCUCUUCCUCCGCGCCGCCCAAGAGUGCCAGUACGAACGCAAGUACCGCAAGCCCAACACCACCGCCUCCGACGAGGACCUCCAGCAGUUCGAGUUUCACGAGGAGCUCCCCAUCCCACCCGCAAGCCCCAUAAACAGCCCGUCCCUCACCCGCUCCAUCGAUUCUACCGAGUUCAUGGCAUCAACAACUCCCACCAAGCAGCGUCCUGCUGCUGCUGCUGCCGCCCCCAUCUCACCCGCUACUAUUCCCGAAGAGAGCAAGCCAACCGGUCCCGUCUACGAUGCCAAUAAUCCGCCCAAGCCCAAGGAGAUUUACGCCAGCAUUGCGGCCGAGCUGCACGUAUAUGAACCCCAGCCCGGCCACUUUGCCAUGGUUGACGACUCCGUAGUCGCCACAGUCUCCGAAGUUGGCAAGUGGGAAUACUGGCUCCAAAUUGAGGGUCAAAAGCCCUGGUUGGGCACCCUCGUCGUCUCUGACUUUAGUCCUGUCUUCGACUUCCAGUUCCUUUCCUUCGUCUUCAACCAUUUUAGCCCUGAUGGUACCGCCCGGUCCUGGUUACUGCGGUUCAAAGACCAGCCCACAUUGGAAAAGUUCCAGGAGGCUGUUAUGCAGGCCAUAUGGGAGAGGCUCAACGAGACGAAAUGGGCCAAGAUUCAAGAAAAAGAGCGUGAAUACGUGCUCGAUUCCAUGGGCGAUCUCACCAUGGAAGAUGCUCCUCCUGUAGAAGAAGAGGAGGAAGAGGAAGAGGAGGACGAGGCUGACGAGGAGGGCAUCCGAAGCGACGCCUACGACAGUGGCGAUGAAGACGAAGAAGAUGAACAAGAAAAGGACGACCGCGAAAUGAACUCACAACUUGCCGUUGGCUAUAAGCACGACCGCUCCUUUGUCGUCCGCGGCUCCAAGAUUGGCGUCUUCUCCCAUACCAACGACAACCGCCUCAAGUUCUCCACCAAUAUUUCCAAGGUCACCACGCCUGGUGGCAAGCUUAUGAACCCCAAAAAGGUCAUGCUUCACGGCGAAGAUCGUGAUCUCAUCAUCCAGAACAAUAUCGACCCCAACAAGCUUUACCGCAUGGAUAUCGAAUACGGCAAAGUUGUUGACGAGUGGAAGGUCCACGAUGAUAUCCCCGUCAUCAACUUUGCCCCCGAAAACAAGUUUGCCCAGAUGACCUCGGAGCAGACCUUCCUUGGUGUCUCCAACAACGCUCUCUUCCGUGUCGACCCCCGUCUAGCUGGCAGCAAGCUUGUUGACUCAGACAUGAAGCAGUACGCCUCCAAGAACGACUUUUCUUCUCUAGCCACCACAGAAAAGGGAUACAUUGCUGUCGCGAGCAACAAGGGUGAUAUUCGCCUGUUUGACCGCCUCGGCAUCCGUGCAAAGACGCAACUACCCGCUCUCGGUGACCCCAUCACUGGCAUGGAUGUCUCGGCCGACGGCCGCUGGAUUCUCGGCACCACCCAGAAUUACAUCCUGCUUGUUGAUGCCAUGCAAAAGGAUGGUAAGAAUGAGGGCAAACUGGGUUUCGAAAAGGGCUUCUCGGCCGACACCAAACCGCGUCCUCGCCGUCUAGCCCUUACACCCGAGCACGUGGCGCAAUUCUACCACGAGACGGGCAAACCCAUUAGCUUCACCCCAGCCAAGUUCAACACGGGCGAGGGUGCGGAGGAGACGAGCAUCAUUACCGCCACGGGUCCGUACAUCAUCGAGUGGAACCUGAAGCGUGUCCUGCGCGGCAUGAAGGCGCCGUACAAGAUCAAGCGCUACGAGGACGAGGUUAAGGCCGACGAUUUCAAGUUUGGCUCCGACAAGAAUGUCAUUGUCGCCUUGCCCAACGAGGUCAACAUGGUAGCCAAGCAGAGCUUCCGCAAGCCUACGCGCGAGAGCAUCAUUGGUAAUGUCCGCGUCUCCUCUGGUGGCCACAGGAGCUCUUCGGCAAAUAAGAUUGGCACGCCCUUGAGUGGCCAGUACAAGCUGGGUCGUGACGACAUUGUUAAUUCGCCAUAUUAA
Messenger RNA from Cordyceps fumosorosea ARSEF 2679, 2442 nucleotides. Its product is annotated as vacuolar import and degradation protein 27. The coding region runs from base 1 to 2442 and encodes 813 amino acids. The record is from RefSeq and is a predicted model, not a curated record. Lineage: Eukaryota; Fungi; Ascomycota; Sordariomycetes; Hypocreales; Cordycipitaceae. Gene Ontology annotation, cellular component: nucleus; cytoplasm. The transcript has 2 exons.